AUGGCGACACUGGAUCGCAAAGUGCCCAGUCCGGAGGCUUUUCUGGGCAAACCGUGGUCCACUUGGAUCGACGCCGCUAAAAUACACUGCUCCGACAAUGUAGAUUUAGAAGAGACUGGAAAAGAGGGUGGAAAAAGCAGGGAGGUUAUGAGGCUAAAUAAAGAGGGUAAGUCUGCUACCGCAUGUGCCAGAGCGCCGUCAGCGCCAGUCUAUACCUGCUAUGUCUUUCAAUGGGAUUGUUGGUCUGUACAACAUGGCGGCCGCUGUCAGGGGUGCUUGUGUGUAUGUUGCGGUGGAACUGUGUGA
This is a messenger RNA of Staurois parvus, 306 nucleotides long. NCBI's taxonomy places the organism in Eukaryota, Metazoa, Chordata, Amphibia, Anura, Ranidae. The record is from the annotation of a GenBank genome assembly.